AUGCUACUAAAAAAAUAUUUAAAAAAUCGUCGAAAGUUGAAAAUUCUUUUCCUGCUCAUGGUCAUUGUGCUAAUUGUGGUGACUGUAGUUGUGCUGAAUAUUUCACCGAAUGUAAGCUCCACUGAACGUGUGCUCGAUGAGCGUUUUAUAGCGCGCAUCUAUGGCGGCAGUGGCGUUGGCGUUGGCGUUGGCAGCGGUGGCGCUGGCGCUGGCGCUGGCAGUGGUCGCUUGGAGCAGCCACCUCUCAAGUCGCCCCGCCAAAAUGGCAUCAUUGUGCCAGAGAAAUAUGAUGAGCACAAGGUGAAAGCGCGCAUUGCCCAGCAACGCCUACAGCAGCUGAAGCAGGAGCAACAGCAGCAACGCAACGCCAUUGAACCGGGUGAGGAGCACACCACACUGGAUGCGGUCACCACGGGUGUGCAUAUCUUCUAUAGCGCGCCUGUCGCUUGGUAUAAAACAAAAAAGUCACAACAGCCACCAGUCGUGCCACAGUUGCAGUUGCGUGGCGCUGCCAAGGAACUGCUGAACGAUGUUUCCGAUGCCGUCCAACCGCUGCUGACAUCGACUGCGGCCACAGCCACUGUGAAGCCAGUGCGUAUACUUAACACCGCUUUCUAUCCGGCGCUGGGGUUGUACAAGCCCACCACCAACUUGCUGCAGAAGCAUUUCGAUAAUAUUCGCAAUUGCGGCAUUGGCGUGCUCAUACUCAGCUGCAGCGGCAAGGCAGGCGAGGUGGAACUCUAUCAGCAGCUGUUGGAGUUGGCGCCCGCCUACAAUUUGAGCAUCACUUUCGAGAUUAGCGUGGCCGGCAAUCAGAGCGUGGAGUUUUUGCAACAACAACUGGAGGCAGUGCGUCGCUACUCCACCGCUGAGAGUUUCUAUCGCGUGUAUUCGUUGUCGCGUAAGCGUUUAGUGCCGCUGAUUUACGUAAGCAAUGCUUACAAGUUGAGCGAAACGCCAGCAGGACGUGCGCUGUGUCAAACGCAUCCUGAAAGCUUGCGUCGCAUUUUUGAUGCAUACUUUAUUGGGCAUAUUAGACUCAAAAACCACGUUGAUAUUAUGCGACGACUUUGUUUCGAGGGCUUCUACAGUAAAUUGCCGAGUAAUGGCGCCACCUUUGCGAGCACCUGGAAGAAUUGGUCCUAUUUGAAAUCAUUCGCAAUGACAUAUAAAAUGUUAUUUGUGCCAACUGUGGGACCAGGUUUUGCAGAGCGAAAUAAAUUUCCACGGCAUGGUGAUAUACAAAGGCAUCGCAGCAAUGGGAGGUACUAUGGUGUCGCUUGGCGUACGGCGAUUCUCAAUCACGUUGGCUUCAUUAACAUAGCCAGCUACAAUAACUGGCCGGAUGGCAGUCAAAUUGAGGAGGUCAUUCCGAAAGCUGGAUUUCUAGACUAUAAUCCUGGUGCCAAAACUAAGUAUAUAGAUUUAACUACACACUGGGUGGGUAAUUUCUUAAAGACACGUAAUGAGGCGGCCGCUGUUGCUGUUCCCGGUCAGCCGAGUUGUUAUGAAUUUUUGAAUAAUACGAUUUGUUGAAAAUAAAAAUUUAUGUAUGUAUGUUAGAAGAGUCAUACUCAUAUUAAAGUACAUGAGUAAGAAUACAUAAAGACAUGUUACAAGCAAUUUCAAAACUACUUAAGUAAAAAAAAAAAAUGUAAAAGAAAAACUAUCUGCAUAAAAUUUACAACUUUUGUAGUCAAAAACUUACAUGAGUAUACAUAUAAAUUACACUUAGCUAAAGCCCGUGGCUAUAUGCCAGCAACUAUAGUACAGUGGUCAUGUUACUUUCUUUAAAAAUAGAUGAUAGCAAAUAUUUACAUAAUAUACUUAGUACGUAAUUAUUAUCGGUAGAUAUUGAAGUCAUAUUAGAAUGGUUAGAAGAGAGCCAAAUAACAUUUUGCUGUGCAUUAGAAACUUUAUAUUUAUACUUAUUUACAUAAUACAUACAUUCAGAUACGUAUUUAUAUAUGCCUAGGUACUAAAAAAGUUAUCAACAAAAUUUGUGCGUACGGCUAAAUUGCAGUAUUUUCUGUUUCACUAACCGAUUUUUUUAUAUAU
Rhagoletis zephyria (snowberry fruit fly) is the source of this 2058-nucleotide messenger RNA. Its product is annotated as glycoprotein endo-alpha-1,2-mannosidase-like protein. Lineage: Eukaryota; Metazoa; Arthropoda; Insecta; Diptera; Tephritidae. The record is from RefSeq and is a predicted model, not a curated record. Gene Ontology annotation, molecular function: alpha-mannosidase activity.